AUGUCUGGUCCGUCGAAAAUUCCUCCUGCAAAGAAACCUGGGCUUUCUAAAACUUAUACCAGUUCACAAUCAAACCUUCGUCUCGCGGCUACUUCCCAAAGCGCCUCUAGCUCCAGGAAUAACUCGCCAAAUCGAAGUGUCUUUGCACAAAACCCUCCUCGAGCUUCUCUUCGACCUGCCAGGCAGGCCCAAUCUGCCACAAGUACUAGUCAGGAUAGCCAGACCACCGAACUCCCCACCAUACCUUCGAAUGAUACGGCCGAAAGCCCUGUAGCACCCGGGCCCAAAUUGCUUGCUGAGCUAAAAGAUCGCUCUAUUGAGGAGACCCUUCGCGAGCUCAAACCAAAAAAAUCUGAGACUUCGCCAACUAGGUGGGCGAAACUAUACGAGAAUGCAAAAGGAUAUAACAGCCUUAUGAGGUGGUAUGACGGGGCGAACGAUGAUUCCGACGAUGACGGCCCUCCUUCUGACGAGGGACCUCUGGGGGAAGAUAGCAAAGGCAAAACCCCUAUCAGUGACCAGGGGAGCGCAACCCCCGCUGUGGAUAACAGGCGAAAUCAAGCAGGGCCUAGCGAUUCCCAAGCUUCGGGUGGACCUAGCCCUCUCGGGCAAGAAGAGGAAGAAGAGGACCCUGAUGCCAUUACGGCAGCACCAUUCUUGCCCGAGGUACCUGCAGACGAAUUCGGCAAGCCAAUCGACCUGACAAAGCAUCCACAUCCAAAUGCACAUACCAAAACCUACGAUUCCCGCAAGAAUUUACCUCCCCCCAAAACAGUUCAGGAUGAUCCAUAUGCAUAUCCAGGUUCCCACCCACAUAAGAUGCGCCACAGUGGAUGCAAACACGAGUCGCGCGAUGAAGUCGUAUGCGAGGAGACCCAACCGCAAAACUGCCGGUAUAAUCAGAGUUUAGAAGUAGGUGGCAUGUGCGAAAGCUGCACAGCGGCCAACAUCCCCGAUCCUACCUUGUCUAGGAGCCAAAAAAUUCGACGAUCAAUUAGGGGUGUCGGCAGUUGGAUUGGUCGGACAGCUCGAACAAUCGCCCGUGGCGCUCGCCGAAAGCCUAUACCUGAGAAUAUGCGACAGAACCCUGCUCCUCCAGAACCAGGCAGUUCAGGGGGGCAGAGAGAGCAUGUAGGAUCAUCUGCUGGUGCAGGGCCAUCAGGAACACAAAGAUCAUACAACCAACGAGGGGCAUCCGGAGCCGGCUCUACAGCGCGCCGUACUAGCCAAGGCGGGGAUGGACAAAGUGGAGAAGGACAGACAUUUGAGGGUCGCGGGCCGGCGCCAGGUACAGCCGGUCUUCCUCGACUUAAUCAACCAAUGACCCCAGAACAACAGGAAACACUCCGGAGAAUGCGAGGGCCGACUGGCAGUUCUGUCGGGGCUGGUGGAGCUGAUCCAACACUUCAUGUCGACGACGAAUCCGACAAGUCUUAG
Orbilia oligospora ATCC 24927 is the source of this 1437-nucleotide messenger RNA. RefSeq lists its product as uncharacterized. The record is from RefSeq and is a predicted model, not a curated record. NCBI's taxonomy places the organism in Eukaryota, Fungi, Ascomycota, Orbiliomycetes, Orbiliales, Orbiliaceae. The coding region runs from base 1 to 1437 and encodes 478 amino acids. The transcript is spliced from 2 exons.